Messenger RNA from Mucor mucedo, 930 nucleotides. RefSeq names its product PdxT/SNO family. The record is from RefSeq and is a predicted model, not a curated record. Gene Ontology annotation, molecular function: glutaminase activity. NCBI's taxonomy places the organism in Eukaryota, Fungi, Mucoromycota, Mucoromycetes, Mucorales, Mucoraceae. Gene Ontology annotation, cellular component: cytosol; glutaminase complex. Gene Ontology annotation, biological process: pyridoxal 5'-phosphate biosynthetic process; pyridoxine metabolic process. Bases 113 to 751 code for a protein of 212 amino acids. The transcript is spliced from 2 exons.
AUAAGUGACUUGCCAGAUCUCAUUACGACUCAUCUCACUAUUUAAGAUUUUUUUCUUAUCCUACAUCAUCCCUUUUUCGCUUUUCUCCCCACCCACUUUAAAUAUCAUCAAAAUGUCUGCUCCUACUCUUGUCGUCGGUGUCCUUGCUUUACAAGGUGCCUUUGUCGAACAUAUCCAUAUGUUGAACAGAAUUCCCGAGGUCAAGGAAGCAAUUCCUGUGCGUACCGAAGAACAAUUAAACUCUGUUGAUUGUUUGAUUAUCCCUGGUGGUGAGUCCACUGCUAUGGCACUUAUCGCCGAGCGUUGCAACAUGUUGGAACCUCUUCGUGCUUUUGUGCAGACAAAGCCUACUUGGGGAACCUGUGCAGGUAUGAUCAUGUUGGCUAAAGAAGCUACGGGAGCCAAGAAGGGAGGACAGCAAUUAUUUAAUGGGUUGGAUGUUUGUGUGAACCGUAACCAAUUUGGUACGCAAAAGGAAAGUUUCCAGACCAUGUUGCAUUUACCAGAGAUUUUGGGUGAUGAACCCUUUGCUGCGGUUUUUAUCCGUGCCCCUGUUAUCUCUGAAAUUAGAUCACCCAAAGUGAAGAUUGUGGGUAGAUUGGAACAAAAGCAUGGUCAGACUGAAGCUGAAACAGCUGUUGCUGUUCUUCAAGAUCAUCUUUUCGCCACUGCUUUCCAUCCUGAAUUAACAAGCGAUAACCGUCUUCAUCAAUUUUUUGUUAACAUGUCUUUGGGUUACAAGAAUAACUAAGAAUGGCCUUUUUUUUUAUAACUUUUCGCAAUACCCUUGAUUUUCCCUCGACACUCCCCCCGCUUGAUGUAUAUUAUGAAAUAUUAAAAAAAGAGAGAAAUUAGAUGUUUAUAAAUAUAUAGAAAAAACUGCAUGAUUAAAAAAAAAUAAAAAUUAUUUAUGGUUUCCAAUUUUGUCGA